This is a messenger RNA of Paraphaeosphaeria sporulosa, 603 nucleotides long. RefSeq lists its product as uncharacterized. The record is from RefSeq and is a predicted model, not a curated record. Lineage: Eukaryota; Fungi; Ascomycota; Dothideomycetes; Pleosporales; Didymosphaeriaceae. The transcript has 2 exons. The coding region runs from base 1 to 603 and encodes 200 amino acids.
AUGGCACCCUCGCCCUUCACUGAAGACUAUUAUUUGAUCGUUGGAGUGGCGCAAGAUGCCGAUAAAGAGCUCAUCGUGAAAUCCUAUAGAAAGCGGGCACGGGAGCUCCACCUAGAUUGUAAUCAGGGGACGCGGGAAGCUACCGAAGCCUUCCAGCGGGAACUUGACGCACAAUGGCGGACGACCAAGAUAAACUUCGAGUGGUCCAUCUUCGAGGUUAAUCGAGAUAUAGAGCGGUUGGAGAAAGAUAUCAUGGGCCUAGUGAGCAUCGCAGCUGUCGAGGCGGCGGAGGAAGCACAGAGGAACAGCUGGACUACAUUGUUUCUGUCGUUCAUUCAAAAGAAGAAGGUGGAAGACUCCGAGGAAGUAAAAGAACAGAAGGACCGAGAGAGGCAGGAGCGAAGGAUUGAAACAGACAUGAAGGAGCGGCGGCUUCAGGCAACGAAAGCAGCUCUAGCGGAUAAAGAGGAGCAGCUUAGGAUCAAGCAGGCUAACUACGAGGUCACGAGAAUGAAAGACCAACAAGCAAUAACGCAGAUCCAAUUGGUGAUGUGGCAAAGAGGAUCGGCAAAGGCGCGAGAAGGAGGAACAAGAGAGGGUUAG